This is a messenger RNA of Xiphias gladius (swordfish), 2687 nucleotides long. RefSeq names its product TSC22 domain family, member 3 (gene tsc22d3). The coding region runs from base 485 to 1198 and encodes 237 amino acids. The transcript has 3 exons. The record is from RefSeq and is a predicted model, not a curated record. Lineage: Eukaryota; Metazoa; Chordata; Actinopteri; Istiophoriformes; Xiphiidae. Gene Ontology annotation, biological process: regulation of transcription by RNA polymerase II.
AUAAGCAGCAAGCAGCUUCUGGGUUUUGCUUUCAAGCGCACUCCUGCUGAAUCGGUGUGAGUGAGUGUGUAUGUGUGUGUGUGUGUGUGUGUGUGUGGUGUGUGUCGGGCGUUCACUCUUUCUUCUGCUACAGUAGCAACACAUUGCAGCAGCGUCGGCCCCGAACAAAAGGCUAAACGCAGCAGAGCCACAGGAGGGGAAACUCAGGGAUAGAAGCAGGCAGAGUGGCCCAGCGUGACUGCACUUCUCAGGGAGGAACUCAACCUGCCAUUUAGCCCUCCUGGCCCUGGAGUGGAGACAGGACGGUGCACUAGACCAGCCCAGGCUGCCCGUCUGUCUCUCUGCCACAGCUGAGGAACACACCCUGUUACUGACAGUUCUGUCUUUCAUUCAUACACCCCAGUCUCUGCCAUCCUUUACUGAGAUUCCUGCACCUGACCUUCUUCACCUGGGCAUCUUCCUUCUCAUCCACCUGUCCUCCGAGAUGUCAGACGAUGACUGCCGCUCGCCCAUCGGCCUGGACUGUUGCAGUUGCUGCCUGGACUUGGCCAAUGGCUGUGAUGACUCCAUGUCUGGCAGCCCGGCUAAGGGCCUUGGUACUACAGGGGGACUGCCAGGAAGCCCCACCAGCCCCAGUGUCAAUCACUUCCGCCAGCUCCGCAACCAGCUGAUGUACCAGAACCUGAACACGGACAAGCUGAAUAACAUCAUGAGGCAGGAUUCUCUGGAGUCAGUGGUGAGGGACCCCUGUUUCCUUCUCAAUGAAGGAAUUUGCAACAGCAACAUUGACCAGACCAUGCUGUCUAUACUGCUCUUCUUUCACAGUGCCUCUGGUGCUAGCGUUGUGGCCAUCGACAACAAGAUCGAACAGGCGAUGGAUCUUGUCAAGAACCACCUGAUGUAUGCUGUGCGCGAGGAGGUGGAGAUCCUCAAGGAGCAGAUCAAGGAGCUGGCGGAGAAGAACAACCAGCUUGAGAGGGAGAACUACCUGCUGAAGAACCUGGCUAGUCCAGAACAGCUGGAGAAGUUCCAGUCUCGCAUCCCAACAGAUGUGCUGUUACCCCUGGAUAAUCAGAGUGCCCAGGUGACCCCUGACCAGCACCACCACCAGCAGCAGCUCCAGCAGCUCCAGCAGCUGCAGCAGCAGCAGCAGCAGCAGCAACAGACCUGCCAACACAGCACUGGCUCUGCUGUAUAAGUGGCUCUGCCUUGGGGCGGGCAGAGCCACUGUCUCCUUACAGUAAUGGACCUCCAUUUGAAUUAAAGUAUUAAAAAAUAGCCACUGAGAACCCUUCGAAAAAACGAAGGUGGAGCAUCGGGGCUGUAAAUGAUCGAUGGGACACAAAAAGAACUGCUGACACUGAUAAGCACAAGACAGAACUUAAGGUGCUCUGACCAGUGCGGUGUCAGGCCCGUCCUCUGAUACCGCCCAACUCUUUGUCGUAGUCACUCUUUGUAGACAAGAGCGCUAAGAAUAGAGAGAGGGCUGACUAGUCACCGACCAGCGCUUGCUUCAGACUGAGGGGGGGGGAUGUUUCCCUGCCUAGCCAAACCCUUCCAACAAACACCCUUUUGCUUUAGAGAGCGGGGUGAGGAGGUGUUGAUCAGGCUGGCCCUGCAGGUGCUAUCUUGGAAAAGUGUGUGGGAGUUUGCUCCCUGCUCACCCAGAGGAGACCCAUCUGAGAGGGUCCUCCGAGUCUCAACGAGAAGAGCCCCAUCUUGCAGAUUUGCCCCGGUCUCAAAAUACAAGUUUCAACGACGCCCAGCCACACAUUUCAGCCACACAACAAGGACUUUUCCUGUACCUGCAAUGUAUUACUCGUGUGUUCAUGUACAUUUGUUCAUGCCUAACAACAAUAAUCAACAGGAUAAGCUAAGGCAAGAGAGGUGGAGGUUAAUGCAGUAUAGCCUGUUAGAGCUGGUGGACCGCUGCAGUAGACUCAUCAGUAUACUGAAAUGAUUCAGAAAAUGUAAUCUCGUGUUGUCUGCAGAUGGGGCUUGCUGCUUAUGGGGGAAAUUAAUCCUGCUAUAUCUUCUGUUUUUGUUUGUGAUUCUGAACAAAAAUCAGUCGUUGUAAAAUAGGAGCAUUGUACAGUGGUCUUAAAAGAUUUUUUUUUUUGGUUUUUUUUUGUAUAGUAGGCCGACAGGCAUAUCUGCCCACCUUGUUUGCCUGGCUCCUUACGGUAAAGGAUAACUACAAUGUACAUAGCGUUGAAACGUCCUGAGGUAAACGCAAUGGAGAUGGUGAGCAGGCUGACCCCCUGCAUUUCCUCGCUGCAGAUGCACUCCUGACUUUUUAGCAGCGUCGUCCAGUAUCUGGUCCGUUUUAAUGCUCCCAUGCCAACUUGAAAACGAUGGCAUGACAACAGUGCCUGUCCGUAGUAAGAGAGGAACACGUUUCCACAUUGAACUCUGUUGUUGUUGUUGUUGUUUUCUAGCUACCAAAGACUUUGCCUUUUUUUUUUUUUUUUUUUUUUGUCAACAACAACAGAAGCCGAGCAAACCAGGACCAUGUGUAAAACUUCACAGGGAGAAGUCUUGUUUGUAGUUAGUGCUAAAGUUUCCAUGUGUUUUGUAAAGAUAACGGUAUUGUUGCUGUACAGUAUCCUUGAAACGGUUGUUCACUAUGGUGUUAGGAUACGACUGCACAUUUGCAAUAAACCUUAUGUUUACAUAAUACAAUACAA